Molecule: messenger RNA, 2042 nt
Organism: Impatiens glandulifera
Lineage: Eukaryota; Viridiplantae; Streptophyta; Magnoliopsida; Ericales; Balsaminaceae
Exons: 8
Coding region: 310-1716 (468 amino acids)
Source: RefSeq, a predicted model, not a curated record
UGAACGAAAAUAUCUAUCCUCACAAGACAAUCACAAAGGAGAAUCUCAGUGCAUUCGCCAUAUCGUCGUCUCUCCAGUUCUUAUCUUUAAAGACGCUUCUGGGUUCAGGUCAAAGAAGAAAGCUUUAUCAGCUACCAAAAUACCAAUUGUAUCUGUUCUGCUUCCAAUUGGAUCUGGCAACAUCAAGAAAUCCCACCUUUUGGAAUCAAUCGCUUUGUUAUUAACAGUUUUGUAUUGAGAUUCAGUCGCUAGUAUUCCAUCUCAUCUAUCUUCCUUGAAAAUAAAGGCGAGGUUUGGGUUUGGCACAAAAUGUCAGUAGAGUGGUCAUUUGAAGCAUGGGAGGAGGUGCAAAGACAUGGAAUAGAUUUAGCAGAUAGGCUUGCACAAGGUGUAACAGGGUUGAUUCAAUCUCACAUAACUCCACCCUCGUUUCAUUGGCCUGGUCCUCAAACACCAAAGUUAUUUGAUGUGGAAUUUCCUAGACAUGGUUUUGCAAAAAGGCAUACUGGGUUUGUGACUGAUAAUCCAGCGAUUAAUGGCGUAUCUGCAAUUUUUGAUAUUGGGACAAGAUUAGGGCAAGCUGGGGCUGAUUUUGGGUCUUGUGUGAAUGGUGUUCAACAGUUCUUCAGAAGGUUUCCAGUACCAUUCAUACAUAGAGAGAAUACAGUGGUGACACUAGGGAAUCAGCUUAGUAGCCAAAUGAAUCUUAAGGCUCCAAUUAUGGAAGAAGAUUUAGGUUCAUUGGCUGAGAGGUUUAAAGACUACGAGGUAGCAGAAAAUGAUGUUGAUGAAUCGAAUGAAGAGGAAAUGUCAGGGUUCGUUACUAAAGCAGCUGGGCUUUUUGGUAAAUCACAGGGCAUUGUGAACAUAACAUCUACAUUUGAUAGUAGAACACGUAACGUGGAAGGUUCUCUAGUCGCAAGGGGAGACCUUUGGAGGGUUGAGGCAUCACAAGGAAGUUCCGUUUCAAGAAAUGAUAGUUCAUCACUCUUCCUUGUCCAGCUUGGGCCUGUUCUUUUUGUUCGUGACUCAACUCUUCUCUUACCUGUCCAUUUAUCUAAGCAACACUUGCUUUGGUAUGGUUAUGAUAGGAAGAGCGGGUUGCAUUCCCUUUGCCCAGCUGUGUGGUCUAAGCAGAGGAGGUGGCUAAUGAUGUCCAUGAUCUGUCUUAACCCCGUGUCAUGUUCAUUCAUGGAUUUGCAGUUUCCAAAUGGUCAAGUUACCUAUGUGUCUGGUGAAGGCUUAUCCACCAAUGCAUUUGUACCAUUUUGUGGGGGGCUCCUUCAAGCACAAGGACAAUAUCCUGGUGAAAUGCGAUUCAGCUUCUCCCGCAAGAAUAAAUGGGGAACACGUAUCACGCCAAUUGUACAAUGGCCUGAUAAAUCGUUUUCCCUGGCUUUUGAACAAGCUUUAGCUUGGAGGAGAUCUGGUCUCAUGGUUAGACCAACAAUCCAGUUAAGCAUGUGCCCCACAUUCGGGGGGAGCAAUCCUGGACUGCAAGCAGAAAUUGUACAUUCUGUGAAUGAAGAAGUGAACUUGAUUUGUGGCUAUUCAUACUUCUCACAUCCCACAGCAUUUGCCUCAUUAUCUCUGGGCAGGUCGAAGUGGAAUGGAAACUUAGGGACUUCUGGGGUAGUCGCGAGAGUCGAAACUCCAAUUAGCAACACAGGCCGGCCUUCCUUCUCCAUUCAACUAAACUGUGGUACCGAGUUGUGAUUUGCAGCUUUUGUGUUUCCUUUUAGUGUAAAUAGUAACUGAAAAGGCUCACAAAAUGGGGUGAAAAAGGAUCAAAGAAAGUUUUGCUCAGUUCUCAUAUGAAGAACUCUUCUUAAUCUGCUACUCUUCUUGGUAUAUAUAUCUGGUUAUAAAGUUGUUACUAUAAUGAAAGCUUCUCAAAUCUAAUUCAGCUCUUUAAUUAUAGAAAAAGCAGUAUAAUGCUAAAAUAACCUUACAAUUAGAUUAAAUAAUUUUAAUGAAAAAAUUAUAUUCAGUAAAUGACUGAAAGAUCUCCCUUCAAGUUUGCAAUUUUUUUUUCUCAUUUC